AAGGGGGCUUUAAAUGAAGAAGGGGGCUUCUCUUCCCCGUCUCUCUCGUUUCUCUUUGCUCGAUCACCCAUCGAAAUUGGUUUUGGUGCGCUUGAAGGCGAAGCUAGCUUCAAAGAUUCCGCAAUUCCAGGUGGAUCUCUCGAUCUCCGCGUUUAUGAUUGUCUCCUUUCGUUUCUUCUGUGUAUUUCUUAUUCGUGGAUUGUCUGUUUGGUUACUCGGUUCAAUUCAUCUCUGCGGAAGUUGUUCUAGGGUUUGAAUUCCGCUAGGUAGGUUGGGUCUUGGAAUUUUCGGAACACCAGAUUGAAUUUACGGACGGAAGUUUGAUAUUGUGGUGGAUCAAAUCCUUGGGUUAGAACUUUUACGUUAAUUUAAUGCGAGUUUCUCGCGGUUCCAUUGGGUUCGUUUUGCAGAGCUUAUAUUCUUCAGGCGCUAAUCAAUUGGAAAUUUUAAGAAUUUAGUUGACAAUGAUGCUUCCUAGGAUAUGAGAGGAUGUAGGGUGGAAUAUUUAGAUUGUUUUCAAUGUAAUUUUUUGUAUGUAUGGUGUGUUAUUUGAUUUCCAUCUCGUUCUGAAUGUAGAUUGUGACGUCCAGUAAAAAAUGAGGGGAAGAAGCUACAGUUACAGCCCCUCUCCUCCUAGGGGAUAUGGUAGAAGGCACAGAAGUCCUAGCCCUAGGGGACGUUAUAGAGGUCACAGCAGGGAUCUGCCAUCCAGUCUCCUUGUUCGCAACCUUCGACACGACUGCAGCCCUGAAGAUUUACGUGGACCAUUUAGCCAGUUUGGUCCUCUGAAGGACAUAUAUCUGCCUCGUGACUAUUACACAGGGAAGCCUCGUGGAUUUGGAUUUAUCCAGUUUGUAGAGCCUGCUGAUGCUGCUGAAGCCAAGUAUAACAUGGAUGGUGAAGUUCUACUUGGGAGGGAACUAACAGUAGUUUUUGCUGAGGAAAACCGAAAGAAGCCCUCAGAAAUGAGGGCUAGAGACCGUGGCAGGGAUCGUGAAAGAGAGCUCAGGAGGUCGCAUUCAUCACGUUAUGGACGCAGUAGGUACUCCAGGAGCCCUUCGUACUAUUCUCCUUCUCCUAGAAGAAGGCGAUACUCUAGGUCACCAUCGCCUAGGGACAGGAAGUAUAGGUCCAUUUCUCCAAGGGAGAGAAACUACAGGGACAGGUCCUACUCAAGGUCGAGGUCGCCUUACAUGGCCAGGAGCAGGAGCCCAAGUGGCAGCAGCAGGAGCCGGAGCCGGAGCUUCGACUAGUAGUUGUGUCUAUAUAUAAGUUGGGAGUGGCAGUUGGAACAGAGGAGUUGAAAUUUGAACCUAAAUGUUUGGAGAAUGUGUUAGCAUAAUCGUAGUGGAUGGCUAUAUAAUUGAUCUGUGCUUUAUUUAGUAGUUGUAAUCCAGAUCCUUGCGAACUGUGUGUUAAGUUUCGUGCGUGGUCUGAGUGGUUAAUGACAUUACAUGUGACAUUACAGCUCCGUAGUCUAUCCGUCGAUGUCCAAAGUUCUUCAAGCUUUCGUUAAUGAAACUAGAGAAUUGCCCAAUCGGAAAAAUUUCUUGCUGGUUGAGAUCAAUUUUGUCUGGUUGGCCUAGGCUUCCUGCUUCGGGAUGUACUAUUGUCAAUCAUUUCUGCGUUCUGUGAUCCAUAUUUGCAUGUGUCCCGCUUUUGAUCUGGUUUUACCCGUCCAUGAACGGUUAACUUAUAUAACUGACUCGUCUGGUAUUAUUUCUUUAUGGAAUUAUUAUGUGGAGUUGAUCAAACAACAUUAUAACCCCCCCCCCCCCCCCCCCCCCCCCCCCCCAUCUCCAUGCAAGCAUCUUGGGAGUGAUGCUCGCAUGUUUUCUAAAAAAUGGGUGAUUCAACUAGCUCAUACAUAUCGGGGAAUAGAGUCGCGGAUUGGCUCUCGAAGCACAAUCUCGUCUAUCUAUUGAAAUGUAUGAACUAGAGGAUCCUUCCUCAUAAGUAUGUGAGAUUAUUAGAAAUGACAUUAUGGGUGACAGCUUCCCCGGAUGGGUGAUGGAUUGGAGAUGUUGAUAGUAGCCUGAACUUCUUGUCGUGCCUUCAUGGAAAAAUUGAUUCUUGAACCCUCUGUUUCCCUAGCUCUGUUUUCGUUUUCCUUUUCUUCUGGGUGUCUAGUAGUAAGUAGGGAUGGCAACAAAACCUGAACCCACGAGUACCCACCCGAUCCAACCCGGGUAAAAUCCGUGUUGAUGGGUUUUGGGCCAGGUUUGGGUUUAAACCCGUUCACUAUUCGCCGGGUUGGGUUGGAUUUGAGUUUAGGUAAACCCGGCCCAUGGGUACCCGCCCACACCCACAUAUAAUUAAUUUUUUCGGUAUAUUUAACAUUCUAAACACCUAAACUUAUUUAUGUUUGUGCAGACAUGUCUACUUUUUUCUUUUUAAUUGUGUAGAAUGAAGUUGAUGUUAUCGGGUGGAGAGUGAAGAAACUUAAUUGAAAGGAAGAAGCAUUCAAUUAAUCAUGUUAUUUACUAAUAAUUUAUGAUUUGCUUCAAUUUUCUUGAGUUUUCUUGAUUAGUGUUGAACAAUUUGUAUAGUUAAUUUGUGAUUUGCUUGAAUUUUCUAGAAUGGUGUUUUAUAUAUGGAUAAUUUGUAUUGAGAUAUUGAUAUUUGACUUUAAUUUUGAUAGGAACUUGUUAUUGUAAAUUUUUUACGACAAAAACUCGUGGGUUCCCAUGAACCCGCGGAUACCCAGCGGGUUGGGUUGGGUUUGAGUUUUUCAAACCUAGUGAGUUUUACCCCGGGUUUUUUUCACGGAUAACCCCAUGGGUUUGGGUUUGGGUUUGGCAAAACCCGACCCAACCCGACCCAUUGCCAUCCCUAGUAGUAAGGCAAAUGUGAGGCAGUAGCCUUGUAUGUUUGAUGCAAGGAUUGAAAUAUUGUACCGUACUGGCGAUUCGACCAGGAAAACCUCCUGCCGGAGGUUAAACUGGUAAAUGGUUGAAACAUGGUUAAGCCAUGGUUUUAGUAUAAAAUACUCUACCGCUGACUUUCCAGUACAAUCUCCUAUAUGGCAUUUCGAUGUUUGGUUUGAUGUAACCUUCCUUGCUUAGUUUUCAGCCCCUUUAAUUAAAAAAAAUAUAUUUAUGUUAAGAGUUAACUAUAUUUUUAUGCAUUGUAGAAAAUACAGAUGGAUGCAUUCUUAACAACAACAAAAAUUAUCGGGCAAUGAGAAUAAAUUAUACACUUGCUAACACGAGUAACCAAUUAAUCAAACAUAUUAAAUUUU
Molecule: messenger RNA, 3241 nt
Organism: Linum trigynum
Lineage: Eukaryota; Viridiplantae; Streptophyta; Magnoliopsida; Malpighiales; Linaceae
Source: the annotation of a GenBank genome assembly